Entelurus aequoreus (snake pipefish) is the source of this 3569-nucleotide messenger RNA. Its product is annotated as choline O-acetyltransferase-like. The record is from RefSeq and is a predicted model, not a curated record. Lineage: Eukaryota; Metazoa; Chordata; Actinopteri; Syngnathiformes; Syngnathidae. The coding region runs from base 123 to 2054 and encodes 643 amino acids. The transcript is spliced from 14 exons. Gene Ontology annotation, cellular component: cytoplasm; neuron projection. Gene Ontology annotation, molecular function: choline O-acetyltransferase activity. Gene Ontology annotation, biological process: acetylcholine biosynthetic process; neuromuscular synaptic transmission.
UGGAGCGUCACUAGCCAGCCCGAGACGCGGCGGGCGGGACAUGUCGCCGCUCCUCCUCGCUGUCCUCCUCGCCGUCCCUAACAAGGGACAUCUUCCACGCAGGCUGUUUGCCUCCGUCGGUGAUGCCGCUUCUGGAAAGAAACACGCCCGGCGACCCAAAAGGGUUGCCUAAGGUCCCCGUGCCCCCCCUCAAGCAAACCCUGGACACCUACCUGAGGGCCGUGCGACACCUGGUGAAGGCGGAGCAGUUCGACAAAACCAAGGCCAUGGUGGAGAAGUUUGGUGCUGCGGGUGGUGCUGGGGAGGUCCUGCAGAAGAAGCUCCUGGAGAGGAGGGACAACAUGGACAACUGGGUGUACGACUACUGGCUGGAGGACAUGUACCUGAACAACAGGUUGGCCCUCCCGGUCAACUCCAGUCCGGUCAUGGUGUUCCCUAAGCACACCUUCAAGGACCGUAAGGACGCCCUCAGAUAUGGCGCCGGUCUCAUCAGAGGUGUGUUGGAGUACAAGGCCCUCAUUGAUACGCGGGCGCUCCCGGUGGAGUUCGCCCGAGGCCAGCUGGCUGGGACUCCUCUGUGCAUGGAGCAGUACGGCCGCCUGUUCACCUCGUACCGCUACCCGGGCCUGAAAACAGACACGCUAAAGGUCCAGAUGAACGCAGCCUCCUCGCCAUCGGAGCACGUCAUCGUGGCGUGCAAGAACCAGUUUUUCGUGUUGGAUGUCGUCACCAACAGCAAGCCCCUCACCGAGGAGGAGAUCUCAUCCCAACUGGAGAAAGUCAUGUCGAUGGCAGGAAAUGAGGAAGAAAGAUCCCCUCCUUUCGGUAUCCUGACGUCCGACGGGAGAACAGAGUGGGCGCGAGCCAGGGACGUCCUGACAAAAGAUCAAACCAACAGGGACUCUUUGGGACUGAUGGAGAGCUGCCUGUGUGUGCUUUGCCUGGAUGAACCCAGCGGGAUGAAGCCCAGUGACACAAACCGGGCCCUGCUGAUGCUUCACGGUGGCGGUCAGGAGAAAAAUGGUGCAAAUCGCUGGUACGACAAGUCCAUGCAGUUUGUUGUAGGAAUGGACGGAAUAUGCGGAGUGGUGUGCGACCAUUCCCCGUUUGAGGGCGUCGUUCUGGUGCAAUGCUCAGAAUAUCUGACUAAAUACGUGGCCGGGACUCCAUCAGAGGUCGGGAAACUGGCCAGCGCAAGAAAGCUUCCUGCCCCGAGAAGACUGCUCUGGAAAUGCAACCCACAAAUCCAGGGACUGUUUGCGGCAUCAGGAGAGCGACUCCAGAGGCAAACUGAAGACAAUUUGAAGACAAUUCCGUAUUUUAAAGUCUCGUGUCGUUCCUCCAGGCUGGUGAACAAUCUGGACAUGGAGGUUUUCGAAUUCAAAGACUACGGAAAAGAAUUCAUCAAGAAGCAGAAAAUGAGUCCAGACGCGUUUGUGCAAGUCGCCCUGCAGCUUGCAUUUUUCAAGUGCAACGGAAGGCUGGUGUCCACGUACGAGAGCGCGUCCAUCAGACGCUUCCGAAACGGCCGGGUGGACAACAUUCGCUCGGCGACUGCCGAAGCCUUGGCCUUUGUCAAAUCCAUGACGGAUGAGAGGACCGCGUACGCCGAUUCAGAAAAAAUGAAAAGACUGAGGGAUGCUAUCAAUGCCCAGACCAACUACACCAUCGCAGCUAUAACAGGAAUGGCGAUAGACAAUCAUCUCCUCGGACUACUGAAGACCUCAAAGGAGCUUAACAUGGAGCGGCCCGAGAUCUUCUGCGACGAGACCUUUCUGACCAGUAACCACUUCAUCCUUUCCACCAGUCAGGUGCCGACCACCGUGGAAAUGUUCUGCUGCUACGGCCCGGUGGUGCCCAACGGCUACGGCGCCUGUUACAACCCGCAGCCCGACCACGUGGUCUUCUGCGUGUCCAGUUUCUGGGAGAGCACGCAGACCAGCUCGGCGGUGUUCGCCAAAGCUCUGAACGAGGGCCUGCUGGAAAUCCGGGAUCUGUGCAACGCCGCGACCAAGGACCAGGGAAGUGGCAAGCCUCACCGAUCAGGGACAUAAGAGGGAUCAUAUGUGCGAUACAGUUCCUUUCACACCGAGAUGCAAGGCCUUAUCAUCAUCACGUGACUUUCAUAUGUACAGUAGAUGUGACUAGAUUAGACUUGUGUGUGUUUUGUGACUCAGCAGACGGAGCAGUCUGCUGCCUUUAGGAAAACCGAAGCCAUGUCCUCUUUACGGCAACUCCUCUAUCAGACUGUGGCUGACAUGAGUGAUCCCAAUGUUCUCCAACAUAUAUCCACGCUGUAGCGUAGUCCAUGUAGAGCAGGCCUGGGCAAUUUAGAGACAUUUAGAGGAAAAGAUGUGUCUGGGGGGCCGGUAUAUAUUAAUUUUUAGGAACACUAAUACAAAACCUCACAAUAAUGUCUGAUUGAAUGCUAAAAAUGCCUUAAAAAACGCAAUGGAAUUGUACAUUUUUCUAUGAAGGAUAAAACACUGAAUAUUGACAACAUAUGAACGUCACACCCCCUUUCGAUCGACAUAUUUUACAAUCAAGUGAAACGUAACAAAGUGAAAUAUGAACGCGAAGGGUACAAAAUAAACCCACCUACAAUCUGAUACAUCUGAUAUAUCACUAAGUUGUGAAAAUCUCCUUCCGCGUCUGUGGAAACGCUCCCCGCCCACACUGCUUGGUGCCUCGUCUGAGCUGCUGUGACGUAGAUGACCAUAGUAACUAAUUAGAUGACCAUAGUAACUAAUUAGAUGACCAUAGUAACUAGUAUAUCAUCCCAAAGAGCAGAUUCCAACCAUUGAAAUACUUGGUAUUAGGGAUGUCCGAUAAUGGCUUUUUGCCAAUAUCCGAUAUUGUCCAACUCUUUAAUUACCGAUACCGAUAUCAACCGAUAUAUACAGUCGUGGAAUUAACACAUUAUUAUGCCUAAUUUGGACAACCAGGUAUGGUGAAGAUAAGGUACUUUUUAAAAAAAUGAAUCAAAUAAAAUAAGAUAAAUAAAUUUAAAAAAAAUUCUUCAAUAAAAAAGAAAGUACAACAAUAUAAAAACAGUUACAUAGAAACUAGUAAUUAAUGAAAAUGAGUAAAAUUAGCUGUUAAAGGUUAGUACUAUUAGUGGAGCAGCAGCACGCACAAUCAUGUGUGCUUACGGACUGUAUCCCUUGCAGACUGUAUUGAUAUAUAUUGAUAUAUAAUGUAGGAAGCAGAAUAUUAAUAACAGAAAGAAACAACCCUUUUGUGUGAAUGAGUGUAAAUGGGGGAGGGAGGUUUUUUGGGUUGGUGCACUAAUUGUAAGUGUAUCUUGUGUUUUUUAUGUGGAUUUAAUAAAAAAUAAAAAUAUAAAAAAAAUAAAAAACCGAUACUGAUAAUAAAAAACCGAUACCGAUAAUUUCCGAUAUUACAUUUUAACGCAUUUAUCGGCCGAUAUUAUCGGACAUCUCUACUUGGUAUAGUUGAAGACUUACGGUCAUUAGACAACAUGACUGCACAUCAUAAUGGCAGCUACACUUUCCAUCUUAAAGAUCUCAAGAAAUUAUUUGGGAAUGUCCGGCGGGCCAGAUUGAAAA